Alosa alosa (allis shad) is the source of this 8686-nucleotide messenger RNA. Its product is annotated as trichohyalin-like. The record is from RefSeq and is a predicted model, not a curated record. The coding region runs from base 20 to 8686 and encodes 2888 amino acids. The transcript has 6 exons. NCBI's taxonomy places the organism in Eukaryota, Metazoa, Chordata, Actinopteri, Clupeiformes, Clupeidae.
GGGUGAAAUUAAGGUUGAAAUGGACACCCUUCAGAAGCUUAAGGAUGAGUUGAAAAGGGAAAGAGAAGAACUUGAUAGAAAUAUGGAGCAGACAAAGAUUGAGAUUGACCAUCUUGAGACAGUCAAAUCCGAUAUUCAAAGACAGAAAGAAGAGCUUGAAAAGGCAAUGUUUGACACAAAGGUUGAAAAGGAAGAACUGGAGAGGCUAAAAUCUGACAUCUUGAAACAGAAGGAGGAAACUGAGGCAAAACUAGUGACGCUGCAGCAAGAGAUGGAGGAAAUGGGAGCCUUGAGGGAAGACAUGAAGAAGCAGAAGGAUGAACUGGACGACAAGAUGCAGAAGAUGAAACGAGAGAUGGGAGAGAUGGAACUCACAAAAUCUGAGCUAGAGGCCAAAAGAAGAGAGCUGGAGCACACCAUCAGAAGAAACACCAGGAAACUAAAUGACAUGGAAAAAUCAAAGACUGACAUACAACAAGCUAAAGAGGAGGUGGAUAAUGCAAUGAAGAAAAUCACCCUUGAGAAGGAAGAAUUAAAUGAAAUGAAAGUGGUUUUGCAAAGCCAGUUUGAGGAUGAUAAAAAUGAGCUUCAAAGGAUGGAAAGGGAGCUUCAUCAAAGGAUGGAGUUGUUUGAAAUUGAGAACAACAAACUGAGAGAAACUCAAAAUCAACUUAAACUCCAAAGACAAACUCUUCAAACAUCUAGAGAAGACAUGGAAAAGGAAAGAGGUAAAAUGUCAGAUGAGUUUCAGGAACAGAGAGAUAUCCUCACAAACGAGUGGCAAAAAUUGGUCGAGGCUAAAGAAGAGAUGAAAAGGGAAAGAAUGGAACUGGAUCAAGAAAGGAAAGAAAUUGGCCUAAGACAAGUUGAAAUGCAGCAGCUUCAAAUGGAGGUAGUCAAAAUGAAAAAUGAAGCCCAAGUUGGUCUCGAAGACACAAUUAGAGAAGCCUCUAUUGAGACUGUGCAACUUGCCAAAGCAAAGGAAGAGCUCGACACAAAAAUGGGUGAAAUUAAGGUUGAAAUGGACACCCUUCAGAAGCUUAAGGAUGAGUUGAAAAGGGAAAGAGAAGAACUUGAUAGAAAUAUGGAGCAGACAAAGAUUGAGAUUGACCAUCUUGAGACAGUCAAAUCCGAUAUUCAAAGACAGAAAGAAGAGCUUGAAAAGGCAAUGUUUGACACAAAGGUUGAAAAGGAAGAACUGGAGAGGCUAAAAUCUGACAUCUUGAAACAGAAGGAGGACACUGAGGCAAAACUAGUGACGCUGCAGCAAGAGAUGGAGGAAAUGGGAGCCUUGAGGGAAGACAUGAAGAAGCAGAAGGAUGAACUGGACGACAAGAUGCAGAAGAUGAAACGAGAGAUGGGAGAGAUGGAACUCACAAAAUCUGAGCUAGAGGCCAAAAGAAGAGAGCUGGAGCACACCAUCAGAAGAAACACCAGGAAACUAAAUGACAUGGAAAAAUCAAAGACUGACAUACAACAAGCUAAAGAGGAGGUGGAUAAUGCAAUGAGGAAAAUCACCCUUGAGAAGGAAGAAUUAAAUGAAAUGAAAGUGGUUUUGCAAAGCCAGUUUGAGGAUGAUAAAAAUGAGCUUCAAAGGAUGGAAAGGGAGCUUCAUCAAAGGAUGGAGUUGUUUGAAAUUGAGAACAACAAACUGAGAGAAGACACAAUUAGAGAAGCCUCUAUUGAGACUGUGCAACUUGCCAAAGCAAAGGAAGAGCUCGACACAAAAAUGGAUGAAAUUAAGGUUGAAAUGGACACCCUUCAGAAGCUUAAGGAUGAGUUGAAAAGGGAAAGAGAAGAACUUGAUAGAAAUAUGGAGCAGACAAAGAUUGAGAUUGACCAUCUUGAGACAGUCAAAUCCGAUAUUCAAAGACAGAAAGAAGAGCUUGAAAAGGCAAUGUUUGACACAAAGGUUGAAAAGGAAGAACUGGAGAGGCUAAAAUCUGACAUCUUGAAACAGAAGGAGGAAACUGAGGCAAAACUAGUGACGCUGCAGCAAGAGAUGGAGGAAAUGGGAGCCUUGAGGGAAGACAUGAAGAAGCAGAAGGAUGAACUGGACGACAAGAUGCAGAAGAUGAAACGAGAGAUGGGAGAGAUGGAACUCACAAAAUCUGAGCUAGAGGCCAAAAGAAGAGAGCUGGAGCACACCAUCAGAAGAAACACCAGGAAACUAAAUGACAUGGAAAAAUCAAAGACUGACAUACAACAAGCUAAAGAGGAGGUGGAUAAUGCAAUGAGGAAAAUCACCCUUGAGAAGGAAGAAUUAAAUGAAAUGAAAGUGGUUUUGCAAAGCCAGUUUGAGGAUGAUAAAAAUGAGCUUCAAAGGAUGGAAAGGGAGCUUCAUCAAAGGAUGGAGUUGUUUGAAAUUGAGAACAACAAACUGAGAGAAACUCAAAAUCAACUUAAACUCCAAAGACAAACUCUUCAAACAUCUAGAGAAGACAUGGAAAAGGAAAGAGGUAAAAUGUCAGAUGAGUUUCAGGAACAGAGAGAUAUCCUCACAAACGAGUGGCAAAAAUUGGUCGAGGCUAAAGAAGAGAUGAAAAGGGAAAGAAUGGAACUGGAUCAAGAAAGGAAAGAAAUUGGCCUAAGACAAGUUGAAAUGCAGCAGCUUCAAAUGGAGGUAGUCAAAAUGAAAAAUGAAGCCCAAGUUGGUCUCGAAGACACAAUUAGAGAAGCCUCUAUUGAGACUGUGCAACUUGCCAAAGCAAAGGAAGAGCUCGACACAAAAAUGGGUGAAAUUAAGGUUGAAAUGGACACCCUUCAGAAGCUUAAGGAUGAGUUGAAAAGGGAAAGAGAAGAACUUGAUAGAAAUAUGGAGCAGACAAAGAUUGAGAUUGACCAUCUUGAGACAGUCAAAUCCGAUAUUCAAAGACAGAAAGAAGAGCUUGAAAAGGCAAUGUUUGACACAAAGGUUGAAAAGGAAGAACUGGAGAGGCUAAAAUCUGACAACUUGAAACAGAAGGAGGAAACUGAGGCAAAACUAGUGACGCUGCAGCAAGAGAUGGAGGAAAUGGGAGCCUUGAGGGAAGACAUGAAGAAGCAGAAGGAUGAACUGGAUGACAGGAUGCAGAAGAUGAAACGAGAGAUGGGAGAGAUGGAACUCACAAAAUCUGAGCUAGAGGCCAAAAGAAGAGAGCUGGAGCACACCAUCAGAAGAAACACCAGGAAACUAAAUGACAUGGAAAAAUCAAAGACUGACAUACAACAAGCUAAAGAGGAGGUGGAUAAUGCAAUGAAGAAAAUCACCCUUGAGAAGGAAGAAUUAAAUGAAAUGAAAGUGGUUUUGCAAAGCCAGUUUGAGGAUGAUAAAAAUGAGCUUCAAAGGAUGGAAAGGGAGCUUCAUCAAAGGAUGGAGUUGUUUGAAAUUGAGAGCAACAAACUGAGAGAAACUCAAUAUGCACUUCUAAUCCAAAGCCAAACUCUUAAGACAGCUAGAGAGGACAUGGAAAAAGAAAGAGGUAAAAUGACAGAACAUUUUCAGGAACAGAGAGAUAUCCUCACAAACAGAGGAAACGCUUCUAUUGAGAAAAAACAACUUACCAAAGCGCAGGAAGAACUCAACACAAAAAUGGAAGAAAUGCAGAGAGAAAUGGACAGACUUCAGAAACUGAGGGAUGAGUUGAAAAAAGAAAGACAAGAACUUGACAGAAAAAAAGAGCACACAAAGAUGGAGAUGAAAGAUCUGAAGACAGUCAAAUUAGAUGUUCAAAGACAGAAGGAGGAACUUGAAAAGGCAAUGUUUGAAAUGAAAGUUGAAAAGGAAGAACUGGAGAGGCUAAAAUCUGACAUCUUGAAACAGAAGGAGGAAACUGAGGCAAAACUAGUGACGCUGCAGCAAGAGAUGGAGGAAAUGGGAGCCUUGAGGGAAGACAUGAAGAAGCAGAAGGAUGAACUGGAUGACAGGAUGCAGAAGAUGAAACGAGAGAUGGGAGAGAUGGAACUCACAAAAUCUGAGCUAGAGGCCAAAAGAAGAGAGCUGGAGCACACCAUCAGAAGAAACACCAGGAAACUAAAUGACAUGGAAAAAUCAAAGACUGACAUACAACAAGCUAAAGAGGAGGUGGAUAAUGCAAUGAAUAGAAUUGCUCUUGAGAGGGAAGAACUAAAUGAGAUGAAAACGAUUUUACAAGGCCAGUUUGAUAAUGAUAGAAAAGAGCUUCAAAACUUGGAAAGGGAGUUUCAGCAAAGGAUUGAGUUAGUGGCAAAAAUGGUGGAGAAAACCAAAGAAGAAAUGAAAAGAGAAAGAAAGGAAAUGGAAAAAGAAAGGAAAGAAAUAGACAAUAGACAAGUUGCAAAUGGAGCAGCUUCAAAUGGAGGUAGACAAAAUGAAAAAAGAUGGCCAAGAUGGUCUCAAGACAGAAUUAGAGAAGCCCUAUUGAGACAGAGCAACUUGCCAAAGCAAAAGAAGAACUCAACACAAAAAAUGGAAGAAAUGAAGAGAGAAAUGGAUGCCCUCAAGAAGCUGAGGGAUGAAUUGAAAAGGAAAAGAGGAGAAAUGGAAAGAAAAAUGGAGAAGACAAUAAUGGAGAUUGAUCAUCUUGAGACAGUCAAAUUUGAUGUUCAAAGACAGAAGGAGGAGCUUGAAAAGGCAAUGUUUGAAAUGAAAGUUGAGAAGGAAGAACUGGAGAGGUUAAAAUCUAACAUACAGAAACAAAAGGAGGAAACUGAGGCGAAGCAAGAGAUGGAGGAAAUGGUAACCUUGAGGGAUGACAUGCAGAAGCAGAAGGAUGAACUGGAUGACAACAUGCAGAAGAUGAAACGAGAGAUGGGAGAGAUGGAACUCACAAAAGCUGAGCUGGAGGCCAAAAGAAGAGAGCUGGAGCACACCAUCAGAAGAAACACCAGGAAACUAAAUGACAUGGAAAAAUCAAAGACUGACAUACAACAAGCUAAAGAUGAAUUAAAUAAAGCAAUGAAUAGAAUUGCUCUUGAGAGGGAGGAGCUGAAUGAGAUGAGAGCCAUGUUACAAGGCCAGUUUGACAAUGAUAGAAAAGAGCUACAAAACUUGGAAAGUGAGCUUUAUCAAAGGAUGGAGUUAUUGGAAAUUCAGAGCAACAAGGUGACAGAAACUGAAAGUUCACUUAAUUUCCAAACACAAAGUCUUGAGACAGCUAGACAAGACAUUGAGAAAGAAAGACAUAAAAUGAGAGACAGAAUUAGAGAAGCCCUGGUUGACACAGAGCAACUUGCCAAAGCACAAGAAGAACUCAACACAAAAAUGGAAGAAAUGCAGAGAGAAAUGGACACACUACAGAAGUUGAGGGAUGAAUUGAAAAGGGAAAGAGAAGAAAUUGACAGAAAAAUGGAGAAGACCACAAUGGAGAUUGAUCAUCUUGAGACAGUCAAAUUUGAUGUUCAAAGACAGAAAGAGGAGCUUGAAAAGGAAAUGUUUGAAAUGAAAGCUGAGAAGGAAGAACUGGAGAAAUUAAAAUCUAACAUACAGAAACAAAAGGAGGAAACUGAGGUGAAGCUGGUGAUGCUGAAGCAAGAGAUGGAGGAAAUGGUAACCUUGAGGGAUGACAUGAAGAAGCAGAAGGAUGAACUGGAUGACAACAUGCAGAAGAUGAAACGAGAGAUGGGAGAGAUGGAACUCACAAAAGCUCAGCUGGAGGCCAAAAGAAGAGAGCUGGAGCACACCAUCAGAAGAAACACCAGGAAACUAAAUGACAUGGAACAAUCAAAGACUGACAUACAACAAGCUAAAGAUGAGUUAAAUAAAGCAAUGAAUAGAAUUGCUCUUGAGAGGGAGGAGCUGAAUGAGAUGAGAGCCAUGUUACAAGGCCAGUUUGACAAUGAUAGAAAAGAGCUACUAAACUUAGAAAGUGAGCUUUACAUGCGGAUCAGCUUAUUGGAAAUUCAGAGCAACAAGGUGACAGAAACUGAAAGUUCACUUAAUUUCCAAACACAAAGUCUUGAGACAGCUAGACAAGACAUUGAGAAAGAAAGACAUAAAAUGAGAGGUGAGCUUCAGGAACAAAGAAUUAAAGUUGAAACAGAGUGGCAAAUGCUGGAGAAAACCAAAGAAGAUAUGAAAAGAGAAAGAAAGGAAAUGGAAAAAGAAAGGGAAGAUAUAGACAAUAGACGAAUGCAGAUGGAGCAUCUUCAGGCAGAGGUAGACAAGAUGAAAAAAGAUGGCCAAGAUGUUCUCGAAGGCAGAAUUAGUGAAGCCCUGGUUGACACAGAGCAACUUGCCAAAGCACAAGAAGAACUCAACACAAAAAUGGAAGAAAUGCAGAGAGAAAUGGACACACUACAGAAGUUGAGGGAUGAAUUGAAAAGGGAAAGAGAAGAAAUUGACAGAAAAAUGGAGAAGACCACAAUGGAGAUUGAUCAUCUUGAGACAGUCAAAUUUGAUGUUCAAAGACAGAAAGAGGAGCUUGAAAAGGAAAUGUUUGAAAUGAAAGCUGAGAAGGAAGAACUGGAGAAAUUAAAAUCUAACAUACAGAAACAAAAGGAGGAAACAGAGGUGAAGCUGGUGAUGCUAAAGCAAGAGAUGGAGGAAAUGGUAACCUUGAGGGAAGACAUGCAGAAGCAGAAGGAUGAACUGGAUGACAAGAUGCAGAAGAUGAAACGAGAGAUGGGAGAGAUGGAACUCACAAAAGCUGAGCUGGAGGCCAAAAGAAGAGAGCUGGAGCACACCAUCAGAAGAAACACUAGAAAACUAAAUGAGAUGGAACAAUCAAAGACUGAAUAUCUAGAAAAAGAAAAAGAGCUGUUGAAAAGAGAAAGAGAUGAACUUUUGCAAGCAAAAUUACUUGUACAGAGACAGGUGGAUACUGGUGUUCAAACAGAGGAGAAGGAAAUGGACCAGGAGGCUACACCAGCACCAGAACAAGUGUUCAGGAAGCAAGGCAUUGAGAGAGAGAUGCUGGAACUGGAAAGGGAGAUACAACAUCAGAAAGAGGUUCUAGAACAGGAGAAGAAGGCUCUGGAAAAUGAGAAAGAUGGUCUAAGACAUGAUAAAGAUAUGUUGGAAUACGAGAGGGCUACUCUAGAAAAGGAAUGGGAAGAUUUACAUCAAAUUCCUAACGAAGUAAGGAAUUUCAGAGAGGAGAUACAACAAAAAGAGGAAGCACUGAAGGUCAAAAUGGACAACUUGUCUCUCCAAGAGGAAGACAUAAACAAACAGAGGAAAGUUAUGGAAAUGGAAAAGUAUGACAUUCAACAGGAAAGAUAUCAGCUGUCACAACAAAAGAUUAAAAUUGACCAACAACAGAAAGAAAUUGAAGACAUAGUGAAAAAUAACAUUAAAUGCAGCAAUGACCUGAAAUUAUUGAAGUUGGAAUUUGAGCAAGAAAAGGAGAAACAUGAGUGUGACCUAGCCACAGAAAAAAUGUAUAUUCAAGAAAAAAGGUUUGCGCUUGAAAAAGAAAGACUAGACAUAACAGAGAGACUCAUUCAAAUUCAGUGUGAGAAAGACUCUCUAGAUCAGUUGCAUGCAGACAUAGAGAAACAUAAAGAAGAUAUCAAAAGGGAGAGCAAACACCUGGAAAUAGAAAUGCAGUACUUUGAGCACUACAAGACAGAACUUAUGAAGCAAUCAGAGGAGAUGGAUGACGUAAAGCAAACUGUGAUGGUGGAGCAGAGACAUCUUGAGAGCAAAAUGGCUGAAUUAAACUACCAAAAGCUGCAGGUGGAUGACAUGAUGAGAAGAAAUAAAUUGGAGUUGGAUAACUUGGAAAAACUUAGGAUUGAAAUAGGAAUACAAACACAGCACUUGGAGAACACCAUGGAAAAUAUAAGGAUAGAACAGGAGCAGUUGGAAAACAAUAGAAAAAUACUGGAAAAAGAAAAACAAGAUAUUGAAAAAAGCAACAAACUCACAUCAAAAGAAAAGAUGGAGGUGGAAAAGAUGAAGGAAGAUCUACAUAGAGAAUGGAAUGAAUUUAAAAGAGAGAGACUCAAUGCAGAGGAACAGGAAAACGUCAGAAUAAAAGAAAUACAAGAUGAAAAAAUUGCUAUAGAAUCAUUAUUUGUUGACAUAGAAAAUAAGAAAAAGGAACUAUACAUAGAAAGACAACACAUCAACACCAGACAACUUCAAAUGGACGUUCUCAAAAAAGAGCUUCACAAACAGAGAGACAACAUGGAAGAGCAGCAGAGUGACCUGAUAGAAAGGAAAGCUGAGAUCGACCAGCAACAAAUAGAGCUGAAUAAUAUGAUGGAUAUCCACAACAAAGAAAAGAUGGAACUUGACCGAAUCAGGGCUGACAUAAAAAAAGAGAGGGAAGCAGUUGAGAUCACCGUGAAAGAAAAGUUAAGUGCGGAAAGAGAAGAACUUGAGAAACUGAAAAAUAGACUGCAUGAAGAAAGGCAGGAAAUUGAAAACAACAAACAUGCCAUGAUGAAAGACAAGGAUGAGUUGGAAAACUGGAAAAAUGAUCUUCAGAAACAAUGGAACGAGCUGCGUCCUUACAAGGAAAACAUUGAAAGUGAAAAGGAUGUACUUCAAAAGAAGAUGGCUGAGGUGGAAGAAAAGUCAAAUAACAUUGAGAAUAUGAUGCAGGAGAUGAUGCAGGAGAAAGAGAGAAUGGAUGAACAAGCACAGAUUCUACAACAAGAAAAGGAUGUCCUCCAGAGUGUUGCUGAAGAAACAGAAAGAAUGAAGGUUGAAUUUGAAAAGUAUAGUAUUGAAAUUGAGAAACAAAAACAAGAAUUAGCAGAAAACAAACUCAUUCUUUGA